Molecule: messenger RNA, 948 nt
Organism: Pedinophyceae sp. YPF-701
Lineage: Eukaryota; Viridiplantae; Chlorophyta; Pedinophyceae
Source: the annotation of a GenBank genome assembly
AUGGGUCCCCAAACGGGCCCCGCGGCCGCGGCGCGCCCGGCGCGCGGCUCGAAGAGCCCCUCGGCCCUCAAGAUCGACUUCACGCCGACCAACGACACGCUCCCGAGCCUCGUCGCGCCGAUCAAGAGCCCGCGCCCCUGCCGCCCCUCGCGCGGGCUGCUCGUGUUUCUGCCGGGCAUGGACGGCACGGGCCUGGGCGUGACGCCGCAACUCGCGCCGCUCCAGGCCGCGGGCUACGAAGUGCGCACGCUGUACCUCCCCAUCCGGGAUAGGUCGAGCUGGGAGCAGCUGACGCAGCAGGUGCUGUGGCUGUGCGAGGAGGAGCUCCGGCGGUUCAACCGCGACGCGGGGGCCCUGGGGGCGCCGUCGGACGGCGGGCUGACGCUCGUGGGGGAGUCGUUCGGCGGGGCGCUGGCGCUGCGCGUGGCGAGCCGGGCGCGCGAGGGCCUCCUGCGCCAGAUGGUCCUGAUCAACCCGGGCUCGAGCUUCCCGGAUUCGCUCGGAGGGUUGAGCAGCGCCAUCGCGGCAACCAACCUGCUGCGGCUGUUCCCGGGGCGGCUGUUCGCGGUCGCGCAGGCCGUGCUGCUGCCGCUGCUCGUGGACCGCACGCGCGUCAGGCCCGGCGUCGACCACGCGGUGAAGGCCAUGAUGGAGAUGAACGUCGGCGCGGGCUCCGAGGUCGGCACCGACGCCGCGCGCAGCCUCCAGAGCGGCGUGCGCAACCUCGCCGACUCCCUCGAAGCCUCCCUCCUCGACUCCGUCGACGACCUGUCCGCGGACUUUGACUUCGCGCGCGACUCCGCGGUCCCCGGCGGCCGCGUCGCGCGCGAGCCGGACGACCCCUCGACCCCCCCCUGGAGCUCGCGCCGCCCGUCGACGCGGACCUCGGUCCCCUGGGGGUGUUCGGGGGGGAGUACCUUCCCGCGGGAGCCGCCUCGCACCGCCUGA